AUGCAAACUGUUCCUCACUAUAACUACAACAAAAAUCGUGAAUUAUCCAUAGUCUUGGCUCCUUUCAGUGGCGGUCAGGGUAAACUCGGUGUCGAGAAGGGUCCUAAAUACUUGCUCAAGCAUGGCCUUCAAGCAAGCAUAGAAGAAUUAGGUUGGUCUACAGAGUUAGUACCUUCCAUGGAUGAGGCACAAUAUGUGGGCAAAUUAAAAAUGGAGAGGGACUCAACAACUGGCGGGUCCUCCGUAAUGAUGGAUGGUAUCAAGGCCAAGAGGGCUGAUAUGGUCGGUGAAGCUACCAAGUUGGUCUACGAUUCGGUGUCGAAAGUAGCCCAGGCGGACAGAUUCCCUCUGACCUUGGGUGGUGAUCAUUCCAUUUCUUUGGGUUCUGUCUCCGCGGUUUUGGACAAAUACCCUGAUGCUGGCCUAUUAUGGAUAGACGCUCACGCCGAUAUAAACACCAUAGAGUCCACACCUUCUGGAAACUUGCACGGUUGUCCCGUGUCAUUCCUUCUGGGCUUGAAUAAAGACAUUCCACAUUGUCCCGAGUCCUUGAAAUGGGUUCCUGGUAACUUGAGCCCAAAGAAAAUCGCCUACAUUGGGUUGAGAGAUGUUGACGCAGGGGAAAAGAAAAUCUUGAAAGAGUUAGGUAUUGCUUCCUUUUCCAUGUACCAUGUGGACAAAUAUGGUAUUAACGCUGUCAUCGAAAUGGCCAUGAAAGCCGUGCACCCCGACACAAACGGUGAAGGCCCUAUCAUGUGUUCUUAUGACGUCGAUGCUAUAGAUCCAUUAUACAUUCCUGCUACUGGCACCCCAGUAAGAGGUGGGUUGACUUUGAGAGAGGGUCUUUUCUUAGUCGAAAGGUUGGCAGAAUCUGGUAAUCUAAUUGCCCUAGACAUCGUUGAAUGUAACCCUGAUCUUGCCAUUCACGAUAUUCAUGUUUCAAAUACUAUCUCUGCAGGUUGCGCCAUUGCGAGAUGUGCAUUGGGUGAAACCUUAUUGUAG
Saccharomyces mikatae IFO 1815 is the source of this 1002-nucleotide messenger RNA. It is a transcript of the gene CAR1, whose product is annotated as arginase. Gene Ontology annotation, cellular component: nucleus; cytosol; cytoplasm. The coding region runs from base 1 to 1002 and encodes 333 amino acids. The transcript has a single exon. The record is from RefSeq and is a predicted model, not a curated record. Lineage: Eukaryota; Fungi; Ascomycota; Saccharomycetes; Saccharomycetales; Saccharomycetaceae. Gene Ontology annotation, molecular function: manganese ion binding; arginase activity.